This is a messenger RNA of Macaca mulatta (Rhesus monkey), 795 nucleotides long. The record is from RefSeq and is a predicted model, not a curated record. Lineage: Eukaryota; Metazoa; Chordata; Mammalia; Primates; Cercopithecidae.
AUGCUGCUGGCUGGCCGUGGCUGCGGGAACAGCCUCAGAUCUUGCACUGGCAGCACACGGGGACACAGCAGCUGGACUGGGAGCAGCAGGGCUUGCAGCAGCUGGACUGGCAGCAGGAUGACCCACAGCCUGAAGGGCAGCAGGGCUUGCAGCAGCUGGACUGGGAGCAGCAGGGCUUGCAGCAGCUGGACUGGCAGCAGGAUGACCCACAGCCCGAAGAGCAACAGCAGGGCUUGCAGCAACUGCAUUGGGAGCAGCCACAAGAACCACAGCCCCCUUUGGAGCCCCCACAGGAACCACAGCCCCCUUUGGAGCCCCCACAAGAGCCAAAACCCCCCUUGGAGCCCCCACAGGAGCCACAGCUGGAGCAGGAACAGGCUGGCACACAGCAGCAUAUGGGCUUGCAGCAGCAGACGGGCACACAGCAGCCGGAACCACAGCCCCCACAGCCAGAGCCACAGCCCCCACAGCCGGAGCCACAGCCCCCACAGCCGGAGCCACAGCCCCCACAACCGGAGCCACAGCCCCCACAGCCAGAGCCACAGCCCCCACAACCAGAGCCACAGCCCCCACAGCUGGAACCACAGCCCCCACAGCCGGAGCCACAGCCUCCAGAGCAACCACAACAGCCCAUGGUUCUGGUGGAUUGAGAGUGGAGCAGGUAGAGGAGCAGGUGAGAGGGAGGUGCAGGUGUGGAGCCCCCUAAGCCUGGGCCAUUUAUAUACCUGCCUGAGGACGAGGGCCUUUCCUAUCCUUGAUGUGGCUGCACAGAACCUCCUUGACAUUGGAGAAUGA